UGCCUUUCUACGCUCGAGGUCACCUCUCCUUAGCGCUCCCUCGUUCUCAGGCGUGGCCUCCUGGAGCGCCACGGCCCUCGGCUGCGCAGUUCUUCUGGUUUUCAAUAAAGUUUUCCUCCCUGUACGGCGUUCAAGAUGGCGGCCUCCUGGUCGCCCUUGGUUACCCUGCGCUCCGCCGCGCGCGGCCGGCUGACGGGGAGAGGUGUUGGGUGCGGGGCGCGGGCCGUCGCAAUCCCUCCUCCGGCCCCUGGCCCUGGGAGACCCCUUUGGAAAGCCUACACGGUCCAGACAUCUGAAGGUGUGCGUCCAACAGCGGCUUCCGAGGCCCAUUCAAAAGCUUUGGCUGUUUGCCGUGGACCUCUGGACCACUACGAGUUUCUGAUUGAAGCCCAGGAGCUGCGGGACGACGAACAUCAAAGAAGAGUCAUUCAGUGUUUGCAGAAGUUAUUGGAGGAUCUGAAAGGAUACAGCAUCGAGGAAGAAGGGCUCUUCUCCAAGCUUUUUUCAAGGAACAAACCUCCAAAGGGCCUGUAUGUUUAUGGAGACGUAGGUACAGGGAAAACAAUGGUGAUGGACAUGUUUUAUACCUAUGUGGAAACGAAGAGGAAAAAACGGGUCCAUUUUCAUGGCUUCAUGUUAGAUGUGCACAGAAGAAUACAUCGCCUUAAACAGAGCUUGCCAAAAAGGAAGGCAGGAUUCAUGACUAAGUCAUAUGACCCGAUAGCUCCCAUAGCCGAAGAAAUCAGCCAAGAGGCUUGUCUUCUAUGUUUUGAUGAAUUUCAGGUCACUGACAUCGCCGAUGCCAUGAUUCUGAAACAGCUUUUUGAAAAUCUGUUCAAAAAUGGGGUCGUCGUUGUGGCAACAUCCAACAGACCACCGGAAGAUCUCUAUAAAAAUGGACUCCAGAGGGCUAACUUUGUACCAUUUAUAGCUGUCCUGAAGGAAUAUUGCAAUACGGUCCAGCUAGAUUCUGGGAUAGAUUAUCGGAAAAGGGAACUCACUCCUGCAGGAAAACUCUACUACCUCACAAGUGAGGCUGAUGUGGAGGCUGUCAUGGAUAAGUUGUUUGAUGAGCUGGCCCAGAAACAAAAUGAUUUAACUAGACCAAGGAUUCUAAAAGUGCAAGGCAGAGAGCUGCGGCUGAAUAAAGCCUGUGGAACCGUUGCCGACUGCACAUUUGAAGAGCUGUGUGAGAGACCACUUGGAGCAAGUGACUAUUUGGAACUAUCAAAGAAUUUUGAUACAGUAUUUGUACGAAACAUUCCACAAUUUUCACUGGCAAAGCGGACUCAAGCUCGGCGAUUCAUAACACUCAUUGAUAACUUCUAUGAUUACAAGGUGCGUAUCAUUUGCUGUGCGUCGGCUCCUAUCUCCAGCUUAUUCUUGCAUCAACACCAUGACAGUGAGUUGGAGCAAAGCAGGAUACUGAUGGAUGACUUGGGGCUGAGCCAGGACUCGGCAGGGCUCUCCAUGUUCACAGGAGAGGAGGAAAUCUUCGCAUUUCAACGCACAAUUUCCCGCCUCACAGAAAUGCAAACUGAGCAGUACUGGAUUGAAGGGGACAGAAGCAAGAACUGCCUGGGAUUAUUAGUUGUGUGCCAAGGAGACAUCUGCUUUCAUUUCUAACAUGGUGAUCUGGGUCUAUGCGCCCCCAGCUCCUGCGCCCAAAGCCUUUUGAGACCUGCAGUCAUGUCAAUAGUGGAAUGUGGUCCUCCGAUAGUUCUCUCCCUUUGGUAAGCUUAAACUCCGUUUCUGAGGGAGGGGCACUGCCCUCUGCCGUCACUCUCCUACACCGGCUGUUCCAAAACAGCAGCACUGUUUCUCUGCUUGAACAUUCGACUUGGGAGAGGCAUCUGGAGUCAGCUUACGUGGAUCACUCCGGUGUUUGUUAACACAAACUGUAGUCAUCCCACAAGGGACCCUCCAUUAGAUCGCUCUGUAGGCUAGUCUGUGGAGGCAUUUUCUUGAUUGAUGAUUGAUGUGGGAGGCCCAGCCCACUGUGGGCGGUGCCACCGUGGCUAGGUGGUUCUGGGUUGUGUGAGAAACCAGGCUAUGCAAACCAUGGGGAGUGAGCUGUGUUUCUUCACGGUUGCUGUUUCAGCUCCUCGGGCCCCUUGGCUUCUCUUCCUGCUGUGCUGUAGGAUGAAAUAAACCCUUUCUCCCCCCCUCCCGAGUUGCUUUAGGUCAUGCUAUUUAUCUCAGCAAUAGAAAGCACACUAGGAUACACCCAUUUUUAAUAUCACACAUGCGUCAUGCUGCUUCUGGAAACCCUGCCCAAAAGAACAAAGUGUCUUGCUGGUUCUUCUGUGUCUCUGUAAUAGAAAAUCCGAGACUGGGUUGUUACAACGGGUUUACUUCUGCCUAGGCUGAGCAGCCCAUGGCGGAGGCGCUGCAUCUGGCGAGGGCUUUUGCUCUGCAUCGCCCUAUGGUGAGUUUUAAAAUGGCCAUUGUGAAACCUACACUCCGGGUUAGAGAAGGUAUUGUCACACACAGUGUCCGCGUCGCACUCUUCAGUUUCGUUUUUUCAGAUUAAUUUAUUUCAUAUGUAGAAGGGUUUACCUGGAUGUACGUAUGCGGGUACCGUGUGUGUGCCUGGUGCCCGAGGAAGUCAGAAGAGGGAUUUAGAUCCCCUGGAGCUGCAGUUAUGGAUGGUUGUGAACCACCACAUGGGUGCUGGGAAUAGAACCUGAGUCCUCUGGGAGAGCAGCCAGCGCUCUUAACUGCUGCCGCUUCUCCGGACGCUCACAGCCUUUCUUGAUCCCUCUAGUUACAAAGACCACCAAGGCCAGCUAUCCCCCAAACGCGUCUCCUCCCUGACUCUGACCUCAGCCCAUCACUGUCUGCUUCCAAAUCCAGCAUGGCUCCAGGGACUUGACCUGACUGGAGGCCAAGAGAGACUGAAGAGAGUCACAGGCACACAAAGAAGCAGGGAUCCGACAGACUGCUCUGGCUAACGGAGAAACCACAGCACCGUGGAAGUGCAGCGUGUUUAUUACAGAAGGCCAAACAGAAGCCAGGUCACUGUGCACAGCUGAGUGAGGAGGCAGGGUCACUGCACAGCUGAGUGAGGAGGUGGGGUCACUGCACAGCUGAGUGAGGAGGUGGGGUCACUGCACAGCUGAGUGAGGAGGCGGGGUCACUGUGCACAGCUGAGUGAGGAGGCGGGGUCACUGUGCACAGCUGAGUGAGGAGGUGGGGUCACUGCACAGCUGAGUGAGGAGGCGGGGUCACUGCACAGCUGAGUGAGGAGGCGGGGUCACUGCACAGCUGAGUGAGGAGGCGGGGUCACUGCACAGCUGAGUGAGGAGGUGGGGUCACUGCACAGCUGAGUGAGGAGGCAGGGUUAUUUACUGCAUACAGAUCAACACGGACCACUGAGUCAUGUACUUUAAAAGGCUGAAUUUUAUAUAUGAACAUAUGUCGGUGAGGUAGUUAAAAAAUAGCAUACAAAUAUUCACUAACCAUUCAUGCAUCCACUCACAGGCAUUUAUUUUUAUGCACUCUUUUCAAAGAUCCAGGCAAAGCCACAUCAGUAUGACUAGGAGAAACUCCCUGGCCAAGAUGGACUCACAGUCUUUUAGGAACACACAGACAUAAUACAGAAGUAUCCAGAGUGGCCUACCUGGGGACAUGGAGAGUUCUCAUGUCAGCCAGGAAUCAUAGGAGAAGGUGGAGAAACGACAGAGGGAGACACCGUUGGGAGGAAAGGUAGAGAGUGCUAAGCUCCACCCCUCAAACCCCUGAUUUAAUGAGUAUUGCAUGCUGGUUUGUGCAGUGCUUGCCAAGUGUCAAGAGACAUGGCUGGUCGUUCUGGGAGCUCGGGAGAGGAGGCAAAGUGACUAGAAUAGCGUUUUUCUGAAUGUUUAAAGAGAAGUCAGAUGCGACUUGUCCUCCAGACUUAACAAUUUCCUUUUAGAAUCCAAAAUUCAGACGGCAGAGUGUAAAAACUGCUGUUCUCAUCAAAAUGUACCCCUCAUUUUGCACUAAUAACCUAUCUCAUUUUUAACCAAACUCUGUAGCAUGCAGAAUAUUAAAUUUAUUUGCUAAA
Messenger RNA from Mesocricetus auratus (golden hamster), 4048 nucleotides. RefSeq names its product AFG1 like ATPase (gene Afg1l). The record is from RefSeq and is a predicted model, not a curated record. Bases 136 to 1626 code for a protein of 496 amino acids. The transcript is spliced from 14 exons. Gene Ontology annotation, cellular component: cytoplasm; mitochondrion. Gene Ontology annotation, molecular function: ATP binding; ATP hydrolysis activity. Lineage: Eukaryota; Metazoa; Chordata; Mammalia; Rodentia; Cricetidae.